This is a messenger RNA of Talaromyces proteolyticus, 708 nucleotides long. RefSeq lists its product as uncharacterized. Lineage: Eukaryota; Fungi; Ascomycota; Eurotiomycetes; Eurotiales; Trichocomaceae. The record is from RefSeq and is a predicted model, not a curated record. Bases 1 to 708 code for a protein of 235 amino acids. The transcript is spliced from 2 exons.
AUGUCUGAGCCUUUGCAACAAAAGACCACCCAAAAGCCUGCUGUUAGAAUUGGGGGUGCGUCCUAUGACAUUGAUAUGUCUAAAAUACCAUACCUAGCAUCCUUUGUCAAUUUCCAAACCCAGGCGCAACCGCAAACCAAAGAGUUUAUUCACGGCUCUAUCCCUCUCUUCGAUGUAGCCCUUAAAGGGAUCGAGUCAGGCUACCGCCAAUGCUUCCGAUCACUUCCUCCAGACCUUUCCCAACACCACACUCUUUGCGAUACGUAUCAGUUUCUCGGCGUUGACGUUCUUGGUGGUCAGUCCAUCAAUGAGAUCUUCAAUGAUCUGAAGUCAGGCCAGAGCGACUAUGAGCGUGAAUACAAGAGAUAUCGAGAAAUCAAGGGUAAUAAGUCAAAGGCACGCGACACAGCCUUUAAGUUGUUAUAUUUGAUUCUAUUAGGAGAUUUCAUGAACGAAACCAGGGAUAGCGCCAAAGUCUUUAACGCGGUACUGUACCUUGUGUCCCAUUCUGCAACUUUCAAGUGGAGGACGAGGAAGGUGGUUCGGGCUGCGUAUGAAGAGCGAUUCGUAGUCUCGGUGAAGCAGACAGCGAGGUUGGAUGAGUGGGAGAAAAAGGAUGCUACUAAGCUAGCAGUAGAAGACGCAGGCGAUGUGACUACAGAGGAGGAAGGAACGGAUUAUUACGAUGACUCUGAUUAUUCGUAUUAA